AUGAGUAGUGCUCACAGCCAAACUCAGGCCGGAAGGACAUUGAGAAUUAUAGGCGCCGGCGCCUGCAGCACCACAUGGACACCAGAGGGAGGUGGUCCCGCUUUCAAAUUUGAAAACGAUGAAACCAACCGGUCACUUUACAACGACUACCAGAUGCAUGAAACGGUUGUCCAAAGCUUUCAGAGCCUUCCGAAAUGCACCCGAAUUCAAGUACCAGAUUGUUAUAACUUCAUCACGGCCGCAAACGAGGAGUGGUGGGACAGAAUGGAUGAACGCCUUCCUACACCCCGCACGCCUUGCAGUUGCAUACUGACCGAGCGGGUGCUUCCUUUCCCAAAGGAUACGAUGCGCUUGCUUAUACACAGUCAUUGCUUUCAGGGAAUACUGCCAGAUUCGGUUCUGCUGGAUGUCAAGGACAAGGAGUGUUUCAUCAGACCAUACCUCGGUCGCUGCCAGCCACAGGAGAUCAGCUUGAAGCCGGAGCAACACAUUCACUCGCAAGUAGAUAUACCCUUGUAUGUGGACCAAAUGAAAAUGCUCGGUGUCUCUGAUACACAUAUGAAACAAUACACGCGCACAAUGGCCGAGGCUCUUGCGACCAUGCAUUGGAUUGGCGGGAUUGACGGAAACGGAGUUGAAUAUAUCCUCGCACCACCGUGGGGCGAGUCAAUCAAGGCUGACACCAUUUUUAAUUCGCUUGGUGACCAUUGCAUGUGGGUGCUUGACUUUGAUCUUUGUGGAGAGAUGUCCAUGGAUGGGGCAGGGGUCCAACAAGCAGUCAGAGCCUUUCAGCAAGGCGAGCCAUUCUAUCCACGGCCGGCGAUAGACAAUUCACUCUGGUUAGAGUUCCGAGAACAAUAUUUACGAACCGGCGAAGAACGUCUCGAAUGGGCGCCAUUGAAUGAGUCAAAGCGUAAUCGGCGGAAGGCUUUAUCACGUUUGUUUAUAGAUCUAGUUGAAAAAGAGCUGGAAGAUUGA
This is a messenger RNA of Penicillium canescens, 978 nucleotides long. Its product is annotated as zinc finger protein. The record is from RefSeq and is a predicted model, not a curated record. NCBI's taxonomy places the organism in Eukaryota, Fungi, Ascomycota, Eurotiomycetes, Eurotiales, Aspergillaceae. The transcript has a single exon. Bases 1 to 978 code for a protein of 325 amino acids.